AUAUGGGUUGGCGUUCAUUGUACGCGACCAGAGUUUAUAAAUAGAAUUGAAGAUCCGAAGACGCUCACUAUAAACAAUUGUCCAGCAGCCGCCGCCGCUUCCGUCGAUAGUGCGUGCGACCUAUUUGAACUGAACUGUGUGAUGUGCUUUAUGGCAUGACGUGGAAAUGCGUUUACUAGUGCUUGGAUUGCUGGCAACUUGCGCCUUGGCCGCCGGUUUAGCCGAGGAUUUAGAGUACGAGAAGCCAACCGUGCUGUUAACGUUACUUGUGCGCAACAAGGCGCACAUAUUACCGCUAUUCCUCAGUUAUGUGGAGAAACUGGAUUAUCCUAAGAAACGCAUAGCCAUUUGGUUGCGCUGUGAUCACAGCAGCGAUGACAGCAGUCAAUUGUUGCAGCAAUGGCUUCGCAAGUCUGGCGAUCUUUAUCACAGCAUCAACUACGGCUUCGAUGAUGAUGAUGCCACGUCGAGUUAUGAGAAUGAAACCUCCAUUUAUGAUUGGCCGGUGUCGCGUUUCAAGCAUGUGAUUGCACUGAAAGAGCAAGCGUUGCAAUAUGCACGCGAUAUUUGGGCCGAUUACAUAUUCUUUUUGGACGCCGAUGUGCUUCUAACAUCGCCACAGGCACUGACAGCGUUAACUCGUCUCCAGUUGCCGAUUGUGGCGCCCAUGUUGCACUCGGAGGGACUCUACUCGAAUUUCUGGUGCGGCAUGACGGAGGAUUAUUACUAUCAACGCACCGAUGAGUACAAGGAGAUCUACCACAGUCGCAAAGUUGGUGUCUAUGAGGUGCCAGUGGUGCACACAGCUGUGCUCAUCGAUAUGAACUAUGCUGGAGCACGUUAUCUCACCUUUGAUCGCGAGAAACUGCAGCAAAUGCAGCAAGAGUCCGAACAGCAGCCGGUUUAUAAUGGACCCGUCGAUGACAUCAUUGUGUUUGCCAUCUCAGCAAAUACUUCAGGCGUCCCAUUGCGUGUGUCCAAUGAAAUCGCAUUUGGCUAUUUAAUGCAACCACUGGAAACCACAGAUUCGCUGGAACACGAUCUGCAGCAGGUGAUAAACUUGCGUGCCAAUAUGGUGCAUGAUUUGGGCGCUGUGCCGCCGCUACUCAAAUACUUUGAACGGCUUGUGGAAUUGCCAACAAAAUCGAAACUCAAUUUUGAUGAGAUUUUCAUGAUCAAUUUGCUGCGGCGCCCGGAGCGACGUGAGAAAAUGGAGCGUUUAUUCGAUGAAAUUGGUCUGGAUGUGCAGCACUUUGCUGCAGUGGAUGGCAAGGAAUUGGAUGCACAACGUGUGCAGCAGAUGGGCAUUAGUUUUCUCCCCGGCUACGAGGAUCCGUAUCAUCAUCGCCCCAUGACAAUGGGUGAAAUUGGUUGUUUUCUCAGCCAUUAUCGCAUUUGGCAGCAGAUUGUGCAGCGUCAGCUGAAGCAAGUACUCAUACUCGAGGAUGAUAUACGCUUCGAGCCGUACUUUAGAUCGAAUGUGCUGCGUGUACUCGAGCAGGCGGAGCAAACGCCGUACGAUCUCAUCUACUUGGGACGCAAGCGUUUGAAGGAUGAGAAUGAACCGUGGGUGGAGGGCACCGAUAAUCUGGUGCACGUUGGCUACUCCUAUUGGACACUGGCCUAUGUGAUUACGCUGCAGGGCGCCGAGAAGCUGUUGGCUGUCAAGCCACUGGAGAAACUCAUACCGGUCGAUGAGUUCUUGCCCAUCAUGUUUGAUCGGCAUCCGCAAAAAGAUUGGAGCGCAGCCUUUGAGCCGCGUGAUCUAAUUGCAUUCAGCGCUGCUCCUUUGCUGCUUUAUCCCACUCACUAUACGGGUGAAUCGGGCUAUAUUUCGGAUACGGAAGAUUCGAAGCAAGUGGAGACAACAGCGGCGGAUGCCGAUGAGCCGCAACCGAAGAGCGAUCGUCAGCAAAUCUUUGCCAAUGAGCCAAUGCUCGGCGAGAGCAGCAAUGUGAAUGCUGGGUUGCCUCAGUUGAACGCUGGCAAAAUCCACCAGGAGCUCUAAUUACUCUCUUUUUAAUAGACAUAUAUAUGUAUGUGCAAGCAAUUUUCCAUAUAAUGCCAAAUUUAUUAGACUAAGUGUAAGCGUAAAACUCGCUGCCAACAUGUGCCUUGUAACAAUUUAGUGUUAAGACAAACAGAAAUCUCCAAUGACCACCAAAAAUCAAACUUAUUAAACUAAUCAAACUACUUGACGAACAAUUAAAACUAAGAUACUUGAUAUUCUAAUUUUAAAAUUAAUAUACAAUUUAACCAAGAUCU
This is a messenger RNA of Drosophila albomicans, 2265 nucleotides long. Its product is annotated as glycosyltransferase 25 family member. The transcript is spliced from 2 exons. The record is from RefSeq and is a predicted model, not a curated record. Lineage: Eukaryota; Metazoa; Arthropoda; Insecta; Diptera; Drosophilidae. Bases 167 to 2008 code for a protein of 613 amino acids. Gene Ontology annotation, molecular function: procollagen galactosyltransferase activity.